This is a messenger RNA of Prunus avium (sweet cherry), 536 nucleotides long. The record is from RefSeq and is a predicted model, not a curated record. Lineage: Eukaryota; Viridiplantae; Streptophyta; Magnoliopsida; Rosales; Rosaceae.
ACUGUUCUAACUAUUUUCAGGUACGAGAUGAGAUUCAAUUUAAAAACUGGUCUAGCAUCCCAGAAGAAACUAUCAGAAUCAGCUGUGGAUUUUCCCAGGGUGAAUGAGAGCUACACUGGCAGGAAGCAGCGUUAUGUGUAUGGAACCUUACUGGACAGCAUUGCAAAGGUGACAGGGGUAGUGAAGUUUGACCUGCAUGCUGCACCAGAGCUUGGAAAAACAAAAAUUGAGGUUGGAGGAAACGUCCAAGGCCUCUAUGACCUGGGACCUGGCAGAUUUGGCUCUGAGGCUAUUUUUGUCCCUCGUGUUCCCGGAGUUACCUCUGAAGAAGAUGAUGGCUACUUAAUAUUCUUUGUACAUGACGAGAAAACUGGAAAAUCAUCAAUCCAUGUAAUUGAUGCAAAGACAAUGUCAUCUGACCCGGUCGCAGUUGUUGAAUUGCCACAUAGAGUUCCAUAUGGUUUCCAUGCCUUCUUCGUCACAGAGGAGCAAUUGCAAGAACAAGCAAAGCUCUAAUUGCUCGAUCAUUGAAAGAA